GACGUCACUUAUCAACGCUUUCGACAGGGGAAAAAGAUCAGAGGAUCUGGCUGUCCAAUUACACGCUGUGUAACUUGCGGGGUAAGGUGGAAAAGUACGAACAUCCAAAGUUUAAAGACCUGACGGAAGGAAACCGGGAUAAGCGGCGGGCAGACACCGUGAUCCAUCCUUAGGUCCUCGGUGAGAGUGAACAUGACAGCCCGCUUUCUGCCUGGAUCACUAAGACGUCUGUUCUGCAGCUGGUCCUCCAGGCUUCCACCUGCACAAUAUGGAGGAAGACACACAGUGACUCUGAUUCCUGGAGAUGGCAUCGGACCAGAACUGGCCCAACAUGUACAGGACAUGUUCAGGAUCUGCUGUGUACCAGUGGACUUUGAGGUCAUUGACAUUGACUCCACCAAGGCCUCAGAAGUUGACAUCAAUAACGCCAUUAUUGCCAUCAAACGCAACCGUGUUGCACUAAAAGGUAACAUUGAGACCAACCACGACUCGCCGCCAUCUUACAAGUCCCGAAACUGUCUGCUCCGCACAGCUCUGGAUCUUUAUGCCAAUGUGAUGCACUGCCAGUCUCUCCCUGGAGUGAGGACCCGCCACGAAAACAUCAACAUCACGAUCAUCAGGGAGAACACGGAGGGCGAGUACAGCAGCCUGGAGCACGAGAGUGUUCCUGGAGUUGUCGAAUGUCUGAAGAUCAUCACCAGGACAAAGUCAUUACGUAUCGCCGACUACGCCUUCAGAACAGCUCGGGAGAACGGACGUGGACGGGUGACAGCUGUGCACAAAGCUAACAUCAUGAAGCUGAGUGACGGCCUCUUCCUGGAGUGCUGUAAGGAGGUCGCCAGUGGUUAUCCUGAAAUCACAUUUGACACCAUGAUUGUAGACAACACUGCCAUGCAGCUUGUUUCCAGGCCUCAGCAGUUUGAAGUCAUGGUCAUGCCAAACCUGUACGGAAACGUUGUCAGUAAUGUGUGUGCAGGUCUGGUUGGAGGGCCGGGUCUGGUUCCCGGGGCCAACUAUGGGAAGGAGUACGCUGUGUUUGAAAUGGGAACUAGGAACACAGGAAAGGACAUCGCUAAACACGACACGGCAAACCCCACAGCCAUGCUGCUGGCCUCCUGUCUGCUGCUGGACCACCUGAGGCUGCACCACUACGCCAGCACAAUCCGCAGAGCCGUCCUCUCCACUGUCACAGAGACUCAGAUGCUCACUCCUGACCUGGGGGGGCACAGCUCCACCUCCGAGGUGGUUCAGUGUAUCAUGAAUGCAGUUCAGAACCCGACGAAGCAUCUGAAAGACAGGUGUCGUUCAACUUGACUUCAUAUUAGAGGCGUUCUGGACGGUGGUUUGAUCCCUAUAAUAAAACCCUGUAAGAAGUAUUGGUGUUUGUGUGGUUUGGUCUUGUCAUAUACGGGUGUAAUUGCAGCUCUUUGUAUUCCACAGAGAGCCAACAUGCUUCUGUUUGACUGCUACACUUGUACAGUGGUUGUAAUGUUAAGAAAAUUUCAUCACUGAAUUAAAAUAAGAUCAUCAGAUAAGUCAUGAAAGACAACGAAAGAAAACAUCACAUGGCAAAUCCAAAACUAAGGAAACCGUCUGCCAGAAGUGCCGCAACUGUGUGUUUUGUGUUUGUUAAUUGUGUUUGUAGUUUUGUUAAUUUUAUCUCGUGCUCUUUGUUCAAACGCCCUUUUUCCCUCUGACUUUGUUGUUGCCAAAACAAAGUACAUUUGGUACCUCAUUUACCUGUUAGUGAAAAAAUAAUUUCCUCAUUGCAAAGACUUUCUUUCUUUAAACUGUUGUAGCAGCAUACAUUUAGAAAUAACCCAUUAUAUUAGUCCUGUUGACAAGUUUCUAUCUUCUUUAUUUAUUUUCCUCUUUUCAGUUUUUCAUGUUUCCUAACAUGUGUUUGAGCCACUUAUUGUUUUUACAUUUUACAAAAAUUGCACAAUGCACCAAACAAUGUCACAUAAAGUAAAUAUACUGAAUAUAAAUGGAACUCACA
Molecule: messenger RNA, 1999 nt
Organism: Cynoglossus semilaevis (tongue sole)
Lineage: Eukaryota; Metazoa; Chordata; Actinopteri; Pleuronectiformes; Cynoglossidae
Product: isocitrate dehydrogenase [NAD] subunit gamma, mitochondrial-like
Exons: 11
Coding region: 193-1314 (373 amino acids)
Biological process (GO): tricarboxylic acid cycle; isocitrate metabolic process
Cellular component (GO): mitochondrion
Molecular function (GO): oxidoreductase activity, acting on the CH-OH group of donors, NAD or NADP as acceptor; NAD binding; magnesium ion binding
Source: RefSeq, a predicted model, not a curated record